Messenger RNA from Hippoglossus stenolepis (Pacific halibut), 7755 nucleotides. It is a transcript of the gene diaph2, whose product is annotated as diaphanous-related formin 2. Gene Ontology annotation, biological process: actin cytoskeleton organization; actin filament polymerization. The record is from RefSeq and is a predicted model, not a curated record. The transcript is spliced from 31 exons. Lineage: Eukaryota; Metazoa; Chordata; Actinopteri; Pleuronectiformes; Pleuronectidae. Gene Ontology annotation, cellular component: actin filament; cytoplasm. Gene Ontology annotation, molecular function: microtubule binding; actin binding; small GTPase binding. Bases 480 to 3947 code for a protein of 1155 amino acids.
UUCUUCUUAUUGUUAUUUAUUGUUUACGCUGUAAAUAACGCUGUUUGGUGGCAUGUGGUUGUGUACUCACGUGUACACAGCGUUAGCCGGGUAGCAGCACAUUUAAGCUAGCAGGGCUGAGAGUGCAGCUCUACAAAGUGAGCAGAGAGAGAACAACGGAGAGCGGUGUGAACAGGCUCGCUGCUGAACCGAGGAGCCAUCAGGACGGGACUCCUCCAUAUCCUACCACACCUCUGCUCCUCCUUCGAACUGCCUCCCCCAGCCGCUGGAUCCGGAGCGGGAGCUACUCUGGAAGGGAUCAACGUGAAUCUGUACUUUUUCCUCUUUUUGUUUAAAUCGGAAUGGGUUUUGAAAAGACCUGACCUGGAUGCUUUGCUGUGAACGUGCUCUUUAAAAAACCGCGCCGGUGGAGUUUGCCAACUUUUGUGGAGGUCGCUUGUGAAGUCAAUCCGGGAGGGGGAACUGAACCUAAAGCAGACAUGGAUCAAGCCAGCGGUGGAGAGGACCCGGGUAAACCCUCUAAAAAGAAAUCCGGCGAGGAUGAGGGCAAAAACAAAAAGCUGAACAUACACAUAAAAACAUUGGCUGAUGAUAUGCGUGAUCGUAUUACCAGUUUCAGGAAAACGGGGAAUAAGAAGGAGAAGCUCCUUAUACAGCACCCAACAGAUCCGCUCUCUAUCCAGGCUGAACUGCCCGUUCCUCAGCCGCUGUUUGACGACCGCUCCAUGAACCUCUCGGAAAAGGAGAUCAUCGACCUCUUUGAAAAGAUGAUGGAGGACAUGAACCUGAAUGAGGAACGAAAACAGCCCCUGCGUGGAAAAGACUUAAGCACCAAACGUGAGAUGGUGGUCCAGUACAUUUCCGCCACUGCCAAAUCCAUAACUGGGAGCAAAGUUCCGGGUGGACUAAGGAACAGUAAGCAUGAGUGUACACUUUCAUCGCAAGAAUAUGUCCACGAGCUGCGUUCUGGCAUCACAGAAGAAAAGCUGCUCAAUUGCCUGGAGUCCCUCAGAGUGUCUCUCACCAGUAACCCUGUCAGCUGGGUGAAUAACUUCGGUCAUGAUGGUCUUGGUCUUCUUCUGGAUGCUUUGGAGAAGCUGCUGGACAAGAAACAGCAAGAGAGUAUUGAUAAAAGGAACCAGCAUAAACUUAUCCAGUGCUUGAAGGCUUUCAUGAACAAUAAGUAUGGACUGCAAAGGAUCUUGGGAGAUGAGCGGAGCCUGUUGCUGCUGGCUCGAGCCAUUGACCCCAAACAGACCAACAUGAUGACAGAGAUUGUCAAGAUUCUCUCUGCCUUUUGUAUUAUUGGGGAGGAAAACAUCUUGGAUAAGAUAUUAGCGGCCAUGACAAUUGCUGCAGAGAGGAACAAUAAAGAGAGAUUUGCCCCAAUCGUUGAAGGGCUGGAGAACCAUGAAGCGCAGCAGCUCCAGGUUGCCUGCAUGCAGCUGAUCAACGCUCUGGUCACCUCCCCGGACGACCUCGACUUCCGGAUACAUCUGCGGAACGAGUUCUUGAGAUGUGGCCUCAAGAAGAUCCUGCCUGAACUAAAAGAGACGGAGGAACUUGACAUCCAGCUGAAGGUGUUCAAUGAGAACAAGGAGGAGGACUCUAUUGAACUCUCCCAUCGCCUGGAUGACAUCCGUGCUGAGAUGGAUGAUAUGAAUGAAGUGUACCAUCUCCUGUCCAAUAUGGUGAAAGACACCGGCUCAGAGACGUACUUCCUGUCCAUCCUUCAGCACCUACUGCUCAUCAGGAAUGACUAUUACAUCAGGCCUCAGUACUACAAGGUGAUAGAAGAAUGCGUGUCUCAGGUGGUCCUGCAUCGCAGUGGGAUGGACCCCGACUUCGGCUACAGUAAAAGAUUGGACGUCGACUUCACCCAUCUGACUGAUCAGUGUGUGGAUAAAGCCAAAGUUGACGAGAGUGAGCAGAAAGCGGCCGAGUUCUCCAAAAAGUUUGAUGAGGAGUUCAGUGCACGGCAGGAGGCCCAGGCAGAGUCUCAAAAGAAGGAAGAGAGAAUCAAAGAGUUGGAGGGGAAGAUCCAGGCCCUGGAGUCCCAGUUAACUAAUGAAAAAGACAAGCUCACAGAGGCUCAGAGACUCAUCAGGGAAUCUGAAGCCAAGAUUGCAGCAGGUCCACCUGCGUCAGGAGCAGCACCUCCACUAGCAGGGGGUGCAGCAGCUCCUCCUCCUCCUCCACCUCCUCCGCCACCGCCACCUGGUGGAUGUCCUCCUCCUCCACCUCCUCCUCCUCCUCUUUUCGGCCAUGCAGGCAUUCCACCGCCACCUCCGCCACCUCCUCCUCCAGGUGGAGGACCUCCACCACCCCCAGGUUGUGGGCCCCCGCCUCCUCCGCCUUUCUUUGGGGGCCUAGGUGGGCCUCUGCCACCUCCAUCAUUACCUGUCGUCAAGCUGCCUUAUGGGCUGGAGCCCAAAAAGACCUACAAGCCUGAAGCUGUGAUGAAGAGGGUCAACUGGACCAAGAUAGUGCCUCAGGAAAUGGCAGAGAAUUGCUUCUGGAUCAAAGUCAAAGAAGAGAAGUUUGAGAAUCCUGACCUAUUUGCUCAGCUCUCCCUCUGCUUCUCCUCACAGAGCAAAGUGAAAAAAGACACGAAGGAUGAAACUGACGACAAGACGCCUCAAUUCAAGAAAAAGGUGAAAGAGCUUCGCAUCUUGGACGCAAAGACAGCACAGAAUCUUUCAAUUUUCUUGGGCUCGUUCCGCCUGCCUUAUGAAGAGAUCCGGGACAUUGUGCUGGAGGUGGACGAGGAUAGACUGAGCGAAUCACUCAUCCAGAACCUGAUAAAGAACCUUCCAGAGCAGAAAGAGCUGAGCGCACUAGCGGAACUAAAGGGUGAAUAUGAAGAGCUGGUGGAGUCGGAGCAGUUCAGCAUUGUGAUGAGUUCGGUGAAGCUCCUUCGGUCGCGUCUCAACGGCAUUCUGUUCAAGCUGACGUUCGAGGAGCAGGUGAACAACAUCCGACCGGAUAUCAUGAAUGUGACGUUUGCCUGCGAGGAGGUGAAGAAGAGCGAAAGCUUCAGCAAACUCCUGGAGUUGGUGUUGCUGGUCGGCAAUUACAUGAAUGCGGGCUCGAGGAAUGCUCAGACGUUUGGUUUCAACGUCAAUUUCCUCUGCAAGCUGCGGGACACAAAAUCCAUCGGUCACAAUACAACACUUCUUCACUUCCUGGCUCAGAAGUGUGAAGAGAGUCAUCCAGAGAUCUUGGGUUUUCCGGACGAGCUGGAACAUGUGGAGAACGCCAGCAAAGUGUCCGCUGAGAUCUUGAAAAGCAGCUUGACGACCAUGGAGCGUCAAAUUCAGAGGCUGGAGAACGACAUCGAGAACUUCCCCAAAAAAGAUGACCAGCAAGAUAAGUUUGUGGAAAAACUGUCGGGCUUCUGCAAGCAUGCCCGGGAGCAGUAUGAAAAACUUUCCACCAUGCAUAAGAACAUGCAGAAGCUCUACGAGAGCAUCGGCAACUAUUUUGCCUUUGACCCUCACUCCGUCAGCCUGGAAGAUUUCUUCGGAGAACUGGCCAACUUCCGCGUCCUCUACAUGGAAGCAGUGAAGGAGAACCACAAGAAGAGGGAGAUGGAGGAGAAGAUCAAGAGAGCCAAGCUGGCGAAGGAGAAAGCAGAGCGCGAGAAGCAGGAGCGCCAGCAGAAGAAGAAGCAGCUGAUUGACAUGAACAAAGAGGGAGAUGAAACUGGUGUGAUGGAUAGCCUAAUGGAAGCUCUACAGUCCGGAGCAGCCUUCCGUGAUCGACGAAAACGGACUCCACGCAACGAUGUCACCUCUGGGAGAAGCAGACAACCGCCGCGCAGUCCUGGAAAGGUCUCGUUCGCGCCACAACGCAAAUCACCAAGCUCGAUGAUCGCCCGCGCCUACCACAAGACGCUAGAUAAGUGCCAAAGAGGCCUGCGAGGUGGAGAUCCUGAAGACGACUGAGGGAGGAUCAGACCGUCCCUCACUGUGGCACGCACACAAACACACACACACACACACACACACACACACACACACACACACUCGCACAUACACACACAGCAACCAAGUUCAGAACAAAAAACUCCUAAAGAAGAACUGAAGGAUCUAUAUUACAUCACACAGACAUUUAAUUUUAAUGCCGCUCAUCUGACACAUUACAUAUUUAUUCAAUACUCCCGCUCUCUAAAUGCUCACGUCCUCUGUCGAUGGUUUCAUCCAUAAAAUGAAACGGUUCACACGCUGCUGCUGUUUGAAAAUGAACGUUUUUCACUGCUUGAAAAAGUCAGAGCCUUGAAUUUGAAACCUUUUCCGUCAAACUGUUCACGUACGGUUUGGACAUAGAAAGUGCUGUGUUUUGAAAGUGGACAUUCAGCCGAGAUGGACUGCACCAUUAUUGUAUGUUUAUCAUCCAGAGGAACGUACCACACACGGUUCAUUCUGCCCCCCCAUGUUGUCGAGUCUGCCACCUCCUGACGUCUCCUCCAACGAGGCAUCGAUCUCUAAACGGAAGAGGGAGUGGUGUGUUGUUGUUUUUUCCUUCCCUUUCUAUCCCUCCUUCAACCAUUAUCAAAACAAUUUUUUUACAAGUAGAUGUCUGAAAGAAUCCAGAUGAUUCAUUUUUAUUUCAUCUCCUCUAAAGCCACUAGAGCUGGACCCCGUGUUCGCCGAGAUUCCAGAGCAUGUGACUCACGGAUUUUAAAAAGUGUAAUCUCCAUUUUGACAAGAUGCAUUUUAUUUUUAGUUUGUAUAAUAUCCAACCGACGCCUCCGGGGGCUGAUCUCUGUCCCAAGGUCGCUUUUGCUGUUAACAUGAGAGACUGACAUAUUUCUAAAUGCAUAUAACUGCCUGGAGACGCUAACGUGAACUCUGUGACCUUCCCUGCAGUCACACAGGUUUCCAGUGGGUCUGACAGUACAAUGACAAACAAAAUGUUUUCAUUAUCAAACUAUUUCAAUCUGGGUAUUUGUCUUAUUUUAAUGUAGAAUUUAAAAUGACAUCUUUUGGAAACCGGUGGUGAAAAAUUUUAACAGCAGAUUUUCAGUUUUUUAUUUCCCCCAUUGAGAUUUCAAGAAAUGAAAAUAAGCUUUGGAGUGAAGCUGAAACUUUUAGUAUCACAAUAAGACAGAUAUAAUCUCCACAAAGAAACAUGGUAAUGUUUCCGCUUGUAUUCACAUUUCGAUAUAUUUAUCUAUAGAAUAUACAUAAAUAUAUUAAAAUUCACAUUUUGAUAUAUUUAUGGGGAGAGUAUACAACAGAUUGUGACAUAUAUUUAAGCCUAGAGGAACCACAGGCAUUAUUUUAUUCAUAAAUUGAAACGCCUUUGGGGAAAAGAGCAGUGAAAAUCUACUAAAGGAAACCCGUGGCUCAAACACUAAAGGGUUUUUAACACUCUAUUAAAGAGCCUGUUUCCUGGCGGGAUACUUCACAGUUGUUUUCAGUAACAUCUUCCAUCUGAUGGAGCUUUACAGCAUCAAAACAAUCCCCUAAAUCCUCCGUGUUUGUGCACCAAAUAGUGGAAAAUGGGCUCUAAGCUCUGUUCCUCAGUAAGGACCCACUGUCAUGAUUUCUUCACGUGAGCUAUUUAUUCAUAUAUUCAUGCUGAGGGCGGCCCUGUCCCCUCACUGUAAGCAGAUGCUACUAAAAACAACCACUGAAUCCACAUGGAGCGCGGCCACGACCAGAUUAAUCGACUAAGGGGGACGGCCGACAAGACGAUCCCUGUCUUAACAAGUGACUCUCCAAACGUCCUCAGAUUCCCCGGCACAUGGCAUAAGGGACCUUUUCCUAUAACACGGGUUCUUUAGUAAUACCACAACUCUGCUAAAGGCUUUUUGUAUGAGUGUGUGCCUGCACCAUUCCAGCUCAGUACUCUGAGCAGCCGCUCAGGCUAAAUAGGAUUCCGUGUGUUUGACUCCUGAGGUGAAGAGAUGGAGAUUUUUCAUUUAAACAAUCUGCCGGUGCUGCUCGUGAUGUGUCGGCUUCAUGACGCCUCCCCUCCCAGCCUGCAUGCUUCUGAAAAUGCAAUUUUAUACCUGGUCUCGGCUCAAGGUGCAUUCACAAAUCUGCAUAUUUGCGAAGUCAAUAAUUCUCUGAGUAUGAGGUUGGAGCAGUUGUAGAUGGAAGCCUAGAGAAGGAGGGAUGGUGCAUGGACGGGCGUUCGACGGAGGUGUGUUGUUACUUCCUUUUUUAAAUCGCCCUCCGUCCUCUCCACCAACACAGCUGUGCAGCCUCAAGUGUUAAAUAAGACUCUUUUGUAGAAGUUCUCAAUAAACACCAGUGUCUGCUGGGACAUUUGGUGUUUCUUCACUUUAUGAUUUGAUCAUGUUCACGCCACAGCAGCCAGUGGCUUCCUGUGUAACAUUUACAGUGUACAUUUGUUCUGAAGAAUUUGCCUAAUAACCUUUUUUCUUUAUUGUUUAAUCACCUUGAGAUAUUUUUUUUACCCCACAUGUGCCGCUUUUUGUUUAUUGGUUUGUUUUUGGGAAAACACCACAAUGACAGAAAAUCCUUUUUUUUUUUUUAGUUUUGGAUAUUAAAGGGAGUGCAGGUCUCUCUGACACUUUAAGAAAGAUUGUACAGACGUAAAAAAAAAACUUGAUUUAUUUAAUUUCAUUCAUCCUUUUAUGAAUAUUGAACUGAUUCUGAUUCUCAUUCUGAGUAUGAGAUUGUGAUGUGAUGACAAAAUUACAGUGCUGUGGUAUUUCUCAUCUGAAACACGCAAACAUCUUUUGUAAGAUGUCGUUAAUUUGGACUUAAAAAAAAAACGUGUGAUGACUUCAUCGUAGAACAUCAUGAGCAACAGUGUUAGCCAUUGUAGAAGUGUCAACAUGAACCAUUGUUUUGAUGGUGUGUAUAAUGCAUCAGAAAACAUUGGUUUUUGCCAUUUGUUAGACCAAGUGGCUGAAAUGUCAGAUUUUAAAUUAUUUUUUCUUAUUAAAAGAAACUAAAGCCUAAAAAACGUUCAACUGUUAAGAGAAACUUCUACAAUGACAACAUUCCUCAUCAGCCAUGUCAGUGAUUGUUGUAUUUUUCCUUCUAUCCCGUCUUUUAGGAUAAUCAGAGUUCUGUGUUUUAUAGAAAAUAGCAGCAGAGUUUCAGAUCUGAGGGUCUGAACUCUUCCGUCGUUUAGUGUGGGCCCUGACGCGCCGAUCAUCCCAUCGUCUUUUAGCUUGUGAACUAACAAACUGAGGUUAGGACUUGUGCUCAUGGUGAUUGUAAGAAUGAGGAGGCAGGGGUAUGAAACGAUUUAUCAAUACAUUUGCAAAGGUGCAUUUUUUUCCAUGGUGACUGGUGACGAGCGCUUUAAUUCAGAGAAAACUUACACCCACUGUGCACUUUACCUCACGAGAUAUUCUUCUCAGGCAGAGGAAGAGCCGACGUGUCUGACAUUGCCACUAACAGAGUGAACUAUUUGCAAAGUCUUUCUUCUGGUAAAUAGUUCCCAGCUGCCACAUAUCCAGUUCUUCCCUGGUUUGUUAGCGCUUUCUAUUGAUUUGCGGGAGGCCAAUUAUGGUUGAAUCAACAAACAACCCUCACAACUGUUGACAAACCCGCUCGGACCACAAUGUGUAAGCUGCCGUAUCCCUGCCUACCUUCCAUGUUGUCAUUGAGUUUGUUUUAUUGUCUUAAGAAACAUUUAUAUUUGUAACAUUUUAAGUUUAUUUGUAUCCUUAAGGACAUGAAAACAUGGUUAUGCACACUGUCCUUUCAUGGAAUAUGAUACUGAAUAAUAACCCCUUUUGUUAUAUAAACUUAUUUCUGAAAGAUA